GAGAGAGAGAGAGAGAGAGAGAGAGAGAGAUCAUGAACACUCUGUAGGAGUCAGAUUCAGCAGCCUGUCUCAGCUUCAGUUCAGUUUAAUACCGUUUUGUAUUAUCUAAGGCAGAGAUUUCAGAAAUGUAAUGCCACCAUACUGGAGGUUUAAACCGCUUGCCUUUCGGACCAAAAUCAGAUGAGGCUUCAUGUAAAGCGCCGCAGUGAUCAAAUCUCAGCCGCCGGAGAUGCCAAGACCUGCUUGGAGCCAUUUUAGCCCACUGAUAAAGACCUGAGCCACAUUUCUGCACAGAUUUGGACUCGUUUUGGGAUUGUUACAGGCUUUACAGCAUGGCUUUGGUAACUCUGCAACGAUCUCCGACCCCGAGCACGGCCAGCGCGGGCACCGCGAAUGCCGAGACGGAUUUUGGGAGUGAGGAUGACAGAAGGCUAAAUCAGAGUCUGAGCGAGAGCUUUUUCAUGGUGAAGGGAGCUGCGUUGUUCCUGCAGCAGGGCAGCAGCGCGCAGGGUCAGAAGACUCACUCUCACCAUAAACAUGCAGGAGAUUUACCUCAGCACCUACAGGUGAUGAUCAACAUUCUUCGCUCAGAGGAUCGAAUCAAACUGGCUGUGCGGUUGGAGAGUGCUUGGUCAGAUCGUGUGCGCUACAUGGUGGUGGUUUACACCAGCGGCAGACAGGACACAGAGGAAAACAUUCUGCUGGGGAUGGACUUUAACAAUAAAGACAGCAAAAGCUGCUCUAUAGGGAUGGUUCUUCCUCUUUGGAGCGACACAAAGAUCCAUUUGGAUGGAGACGGGGGUUUCAGCAUGACGACAGCAGGACGCACACACAUCUUUAAACCUGUGUCGGUUCAGGCCAUGUGGUCAGCUCUGCAGGUGCUGCACAAAGCGUGUGAGGUGUCACGGCGAUAUAACUACUUCCCUGGUGGAAUUGCACUCACCUGGAUGGGAUACUACGAGAGCUGCAUCUGCUCCGAACAGAGCUGCAUCAACGAGUGGAACGCCAUGCAGGACCUGGAGUCCCUGCGGCCUGACUCACCUGCCAUGUUCGGAGACAAGCCGACAGAGAGAGAGCGAACCGAAAGCCUAAUCAAAACCAAACUCAGGAGCAUCAUGAUGCUGCAGGACCUGGAGAAUGUGACAUCAAAGGAGAUCCGUAAUGAGCUUGAGCAGCACAUGAACUGCAAUCUGAAAGAGUACAAAGAGUUCCUUGACAACGAGAUCCUUCUGAUCCUGGGUCAAAUGGAUAAAGCCACGCUCAUAUUCGACCACCUCUACCUGGGAUCUGAAUGGAAUGCUUCCAAUCUAGAGGAGCUACAGGAGGCAGGGGUGGGCUACAUUCUUAAUGUCACCCGGGAGAUCGACAACUUUUUCCCGGGGACUUUUUGUUACCACAACGUGCGUGUGUACGACGAAGAGACCACGGACCUGCUGGCUCACUGGAACGAGACAUACAACUUCAUCAUUAAGGCAAAGAAGAACCAAUCCAAGUGUCUGGUCCACUGUAAAAUGGGUGUAAGCCGCUCAGCAUCCACAGUCAUAGCCUAUGCCAUGAAAGAGUAUGGCUGGACUUUGGAGAAGGCCUACAACUUUGUCAAACAGAAACGCAGUAUCACAAGGCCCAAUGACAGCUUCAUGAAACAGCUGGCUGAAUACGAGGGCAUUCUGGAUGCAAGCAAGCAACGUCACAAUCGGCUUUGGCAUCCAGACAUUCAGACUGAGUGCGAUCACCCUGACUGUCAACGUCCAGCAGCACCCUGCUGCGCCGACCCCUCAUCCCCAGGUGCCAGUCCUUCGUGCUGUGAAGCUGCCGCCCACUCGUCACCCCUUGCUUUGGAACUUGACCCGUCUAACCCCCAAAACUCCAACUACUACUUCCGGCGUCUGUCAGACUCUGCACUGGACAGUGAACCAUCAACACCAGUGCGUAUGCCACCACCUCUGCUGGAUGUGGAUCGUGUUUACAUUGAGAUAGAGGAUGUGGAGCGUGAUGCCCUGUUGGAUGAUGAGGCAUUUGAAACACCCCGCUUCACUGCACCUACCGGAGAGGGCACAGCAGCGCAGACUUGCCCCCGGGGUGCUGAACCUCUGGAGGAGCUGCGCCUGCGCCUUGAAUUCAGCACAGUAGAAGAGGAAGAUGAGGAGGAGGCAAAGAAAGAACAGGAGGAGAUGCAGGCACUGGCUGAGGGGGGGAGGAGAGAGAGAGAGGGUGGUAUAGGGGUGGAGAGUAGACUUGAUUUGGGUAACAUGAAUCACCUGUGCAAUGAGAACUCCAACAACAACAACCACCUCAGAACCCGAAACAGUCUUGCUGAGAGUGCCCUUAAGAAACAGCCAUCUAAAUCAAUACCAGUAUCCAGCUCUCUCACAUCUCCAUCCCCCAGUACUGUCUCAAAUGCCAGUGGACAUGGCCCUGCUCCUUUACCUACCUGUGUUGUGCCUAGUGUCUCAGUUAUAGUGCCAUCUCGCACCAACAUUGCAGUCAAGGCCAUCACACCUACGCAACUAUGGCCUUGUGACCCAAACUGCAAGUGUACCAAGUGCAGCAAGACAGCUUCAGAUUCAUGCAUCUCUUCAGUCAUUCAACCCUUGGUGCAUAAGGACAAGUCUGAAAGCCAGUCACAAAAAUCUAAUGUUCAGCAAACACAGGAUACAACAUUGGGCCAAGUGGUCAAAGAGACUGAAGGUUCAACAUGUACGGACAAGGCAAAAGAGAGGUCUACAGGUCUACCCAGAGAAGGGAGCUCACAGCAACAGCAAGAGUCACUAGACCAGCUACAUAGGUCUGGCCUCGUCAGGCGGCGAGCUGAGAGGCUGGAGAAACUUUCAGGUUUGUUUCAGGAACGUUUCCGCGAACAUGCAGGUAAUGCUGUACGAGAAUCUGCUGAGACACCGGAGCGUGCUUCUGCCUCUGUAGACACUUCAUCUGGAAUGUUCUGUACUCCAGCAGACUUUUGGACAUCAGUGCCUCCUGUAGUUGAAGACUCUGGAGCACUGACGCCAGUUUCAUCCCCACAUGGCUCCACUCUGACACGCAGCUCAAGCAGUGACAGUAUCCGCAGCAUUCGUGGAAAGCCAGGUCUGGUGCGCCAGCGGGCACAGGAGAUAGAAGCUAGGAUGCGCCUGGCUGGACUCACAGUGCCUUCUCGUCUAAAGCGCUCAAACUCUUUAGCCAAGCUUGGCAGUCUCACCUUCUCGACAGAGGACCUGUGCUCCUCGGCAUGCUCUUCUGAUGUUGGCACCCUUCUUCUUCUCACACUCUCCCCAGAGCCAGAGGGCACUAUUAGUCCAGAUUGGGAUCGUGCCAAUCUCUGCUCUGUCUCUACAGCCAUGGAGCUCUUGAGUCCAGGAGCAACAGGAACAACUGAGCCCAGAAGCUGACAGUAAGAGAGGGAGAUUUGUGCAAGAAGAUGCUGUACUUGGACAACGAUUCUCUACCUGAAAACCUUCUCUUAAAAGGUGAAGAUUGGCCAUCUGCAGACCAAUUUCCAGGUUGGGUUUGCAGUAAAAUGAUCUCUGUAAUGGGUGGAUUGGAGAAGGUCCUGCUGGAGUUCUUGUAACUUAUGUGGAAGGACUAUGCUUUACCCAAAUUUAAAUGUAGAUUUGGAGGAAAACAGGGUUCGCAACAUAAAAACUGCUGUCCCAAAAGCCUUUCCUCUUAAUUGGAAGGAUUGACCAUCUUCAAAUUGCAUCCAAGGGAACAACCCACUGAUUCUUAUGACUUGCAUGAAAAGACUGCACAAUAGAUGAACUAACAUAUAGAGUUGGGAAUAAACAGAAUGAAAAUGCUGUGAAUAUUAAAAGUAUGCUACUCAAGGAAACAGGAUAUCCAAAUAUUUAGACAAGGCUCUUGUGGUUUUAAGGCUUUUGUAGCAUGGAACUGGAGCUAUAAAUGUGUUAUAAAAAACUACUUGUACACCGAGUGCUCUUCGGCCAAGCAUCCAAGGAUACCAUUGCAUUGGUUCCCCUUCCUGCUGAUCAGCCAUAUUUCACAAGAAAUUGCUACCUGUUGUCUAAUCGUCUACACGUCUCAGUCUGGUUCAGUGUGAAUUCCAUCUUCCUGCUUACUCACAUUUUGAUGACACUCUGGAUACUUUUGAACAGCAAAGAGAAAGGAAUUUUCAAAUCACUGUUGGUUACUUAGCGUGUGCUGAGAAGUUGCUCUAGAAUAUAAGAACUCGAUUAUGUUUCAAUCUCUCUGCUGUUCACACUGCUCUGUAUAUCAGCAGAUGUUGCUGGAAAUACCUAGCUGUAUUUUGCUCUGGUCUGAAUUCCAUGGUUCAAUUUACCACUGAAUGUUGACACUGGGCACAUGAUGGCGGUAAAGUCUCAUUUAAAAUAUUAUAUUUAAAACACUAAGAUGUGUUUGUGUCUGUGUUUUGGAGAAACAUUGGUUGAUAUUUUAUCUUAGACACUCGUUUCCUUGAACGCUUUAAUAUGGAAGGUAGCGCUUCCAGGGACUUUUUUGGCAUCUGUCAAAACUGUGACACAAUGACGACAAUGCAUUUGGGGUCUGUUUAAAUCACUCUAGUCAUUUACCCAAGUUCUGGGUUAGAUGAUAAGAAAGUAAACCUGGUUCUCAUGUAACGUACAGAGUUAUUUUUUCCAGCAGUAAUAUUCUAUAAGGGCAGCUCUUGAAAAACCCUUAACCUGGCACACAGUCAAUGUGUUCACAGGUCUACUGAGAUAUAGCACAAAAUAAAUCUUCUAAAAUCUCCACAAACACACCAACAACAAACCAGCAACACAUAUCAGUGGAUGCUAAAACAUCUUAUGAACGUAGCAUAAACAAGCUUUUGGAAAAUCAGCCCCAGACAAGAUACCCGAGCAAUCACAGUUACUCUGCGUUCACACUAGCAAGCAGGCAUUAGUUCGUUUUCAGAGUUGUGAUUUCAGCAAUAAAUAAUUUGGGACAGACAUUUGAAUUUCUCAAUUCGGUUCAAAUUAGUGAUGCUGUGGUCAAACACAGGAGACAGUCAACUUUUAUAGCCAAACAUCACCACGGGUUGCUGUCUGCCCAAAUCUUACCCUUACAACUUCAGUUCCUACAUGCAUUCAGUUAAGUCUGCAUUCCUCCAAUCCAGCUAAAAAAUGAAAUAGGAGUUGCAUCAGUUUUAUAUUAUUAUAGUAAUAACAUGGGUUUUAGACACAAGAAACAUAGGGAUUUAUAUGAUUUUGUAUAAAAAAUAUCAUUACUGUAUAAAUACACCAGAGUGUACACACCUUGGUUACUACCAUUUUCCAAGGAAUAAAACACAACCCGGUGGUGAUGUGUAGCUCAUUUCCCUAUAGCAUUAUGUCUCUAAAAUGUUUUAGUCCUUACUUUUUGUCUAUUUAUAGUUCAAAGUUACAUAUGUGAAACUUGAUGCAUUAGUGCUGCUGUAAAACGUAAUUUCCUCAUUUUCUCUUUUAAGUUAUUUAAACAUUACUGUCUCUUACAAGCACUGACAUUGGAGACAACAUUUAUCCAUAUCAACAAUUAGACAUUUUUUCUUUGUUAAAUAGCAACACUUUAUUGAUAGAUUUAGAUUGUAGUGUGUUUGCAAUACAAGUAUCUGUGAAAGUGUUACUAUGGAAACAGUGUAUUAGGAAAAAGUGCAUUAAUAUAAACCUGUGAUUUGCCUUAUAGACAGAACUGCUUUCAAAACUGUUAUACUAAAAUUAUACAGUAAAACCAGACCAAUCAGGAAUUGGAACACAACAGCAGCAUGGUUUAUGAGAACUGGUAUGGUAUAUGAAAUACUACAAAAAUAUGGAAAAUGCAGACCAGUACUGACAUCAGUGUCAUGUCAGCUGCUAGUAUGAACGCAGUGUAAAAUUAUAAAUAUUCCCUUCUCUGUAAUGUUGUAAAUUUGACUUUGAAUGGAAGGUUUUAUAUGUAGUACACCAUGUUUUAGUUACUUAUUGUUUUUUCCACAUUUCUACCUUGAUCUAGAAACAGACCCAAAAACAAAAACAGUCUGUGAUUUUUCAGUAUGUGAUUUUUCAGUGUUUUAAAAUACUUUUCACACUGAAAAAUCACAGACACACAAACACAGCUGUGUGUGUGUGUGUUUGUGUGUGUGUGUGCCAUUUGUCUGUAUAACUGCAUUCCAACAUAACUGAGUUUUUUGAUCUCUACCAAGAUCAAGUGAGGUGUAUCUGUUGUAUGUUAGUGUGUGUUGUCCUGAGGGUCUCAAAAUUCCUGUGUAUGAGAUCACAAGGUCUGAAGCUUUACACACACAAACUCUGUUAUACACGUAUUUUAUGUUCUAGCACACUCAUUCUCCCAUCGCAAAUACACACACUUGAUCAUUCUCACAUGAGGUUUGUUCCCUUAUUUCAAAUCAGUCGACCAGUUUCAAAACUUCAGUAAUUUUUUAUUAUGCAAAAUAACAUAUUUUAAUUUUAUUAUGUACAUCUAACAAUGCUGUUGUUAUGUUGAAUGCAUGUUUCUGACUGAAGUGUGUCCUGUAUAUACCUUUGCAUGCAAGUGUGAGUGACGUCCCAUACCAAGGACCGUGCGAUUACUGUGAAAUAUUUAUAAGAGAGACGGAAAAAAAACCUUCCGAGUGUUUGAGUGCACGUUAGUAUUUAUCCAUGAGAAGGCUCAUAUGAUACACACACACGCCAAUCGAAUGCACAUGCAUCACAAUGCACUGUAUGUAAAUAUGUGACAAAAUGGCCGGUACUUGUGUCCUCGAGUGAAAACUCUAAAGGGAGACUUGGUUCUUUGGCUUGAAAAAGGCACUACUGUACCACACACAAACACACACACACACACACAAACACACACACACACACACACACACACACAAAAACCUGAUAUAUGAAUUUUACUUCCAAAUCAUGAUAUUGUACUGUUAGAAAAAUAUCUUGGGUUUCCUGAGGUUCAACAGUGGUGAGAUUGGGCUCAUAUUCACUGAGGUGGAAACAUGAAGUCCACAUGUCUGCAGUGCUGAUCAGGGGGUCAGGGAAAAGCUAGCAAUUUUAAUAUUACCCAUGUAUGCCGAUUGCAAUCAAUAAAUUGAAACAAAUUCUAAUUGUUAGCUUGCUUCUUAAUUCCAAAGAUUUCAAAUUCCUGUUUUUUUUAAGAUAGCUGAAGCAUUUUAAUAUUUAUUUUCUUUUUGCAUGGAUUCAGUCAUAACCUUUGUCUUUGUCAUUGAAUUCAGAUGACCAAUAUUAGGGAGGAACUGCAUUGAUGCACAGUGCUUGGCCCCCUGUUUACUCAUCCCAACAAACAGAACUGAACUAAAAACUAGACCUCCUAGUUACUGAGAAUGAUUUAAAAUCAUUCUGCUGAAAUCAUUCUGCUGUUGUGUCGACCGAUUAUUAUUAUUAUUAUUAUUAUUAUUAUUAUUAUUAUUAUUAUUAUUAUUAUUAUUAUAAAUGAGAUCUGACAUUUCAGCCAUGGUUCUGUGAAUUCUGUUUACAGGUUGUUGGGUUUUUUUUGGUAACAUAAUGCUUUACCUGAAGGUUCCCAAAUGCAAGCUGCAACAUUAACACAGCAUCAGUAAUGUUAACAAAGACUGUUUGUUAACUUUCAAUAAUCGAACCUUCAUGUAAAGUGCUAUCAGGUUUGGCUUCUUUUCUUUUUGCUCAAAUCAGGCAGUUGCGCUUUUGGACAUUUGCUGACUUAAUGAUUUAAUCAGGGACAAGCUAUUUCAUUUGUCUGAAAUAAGCAUUGUGAAAACCUGAUUGAUGAUUUUACAUAUGUCUUCAGCUGUCUGUCAUAAUUAUCUUUUAGCGUCUGUAAGUCUGAGGGAAAAAACAGGAUGCUCACUUUUCAUAGGUAUAGUCAAGGUCCAUCUUUCAGGAAUAGUGGUGAGUCUAGAGAGCUAUGAUUUCCUGGGUCUUGUGGAAAAUCAUGGGAUGUGUUAAGGAAAUGUGAGUUAGUAGUUUGUACGUUCUUGCCGAUCCCGUACCAUUGAGCCACAAAUUCACACAAGAGUAGUCUCUGAACAUCCUUCAUCCUCAAACAAGCCAUUGCCAUUUUGCUUUGAUGCCACAAAGUCAGUGGAGUUGCUGUUUUGUUUAAGUCACUUUAGUGUUGCGUUAUUCAUGUUUAAGUGCCUUAUAGUGAAACACCAGGGGCAUGGUUCAGUCUGUAUCUUCCCUUCUAUUAUGUUGCCAACAAAUUUGUUUUAAAGCUGUUAGUUAUGUCUUUUUUUUUUUUAAUAAAUUCUGGACUUGAGAAAAAAGUAUUAUAAUAAAGAAUUGCCAAGUUCUCCUCACUCCAAACAGGCUAUAUCUUCAGCACGUUUUAGCAAACCAAAAACAAAAGGAAUUGCUCAAUGCCAGUCAGUCAGUAUAGACUUUGUUACAUGGGGAAGCUAGCUUAUUAUGCUAGGCGGAUGCCACUUUUACUGCACCUUUUUGAGGAAGAAUGGUUCGAGUGAACAAGAGAGAUUUCAUCACUCCAUGAAUCAUAAGUAAUGUUGUGAUGUAUCUGGGCCACAACUAAAGCAGCCAUAUCGUCGCUAAGGCCCUAUGUGCAAAUAGGAAGAGGUUGUGAUGUGUACGCAAUUCUCUUAUUCACUACUGUUGCCAUUAGUUUUGUUUUAUAUUUAAGUAUGCAGUAAUUUUGUCUUUUGUACCGCAAAAUUUGCUGUAGUUCUGACGCAUAUUGCACUUUGUACAUUUUGUGGAAAUGAUGUACUGUGUGUAUAUUAUGGAAAUAAACUUUUUUCCAUUCA
This is a messenger RNA of Tachysurus vachellii, 8677 nucleotides long. It is a transcript of the gene ssh1a, whose product is annotated as slingshot protein phosphatase 1a. Gene Ontology annotation, cellular component: cytoplasm. Bases 333 to 3383 code for a protein of 1016 amino acids. The record is from RefSeq and is a predicted model, not a curated record. NCBI's taxonomy places the organism in Eukaryota, Metazoa, Chordata, Actinopteri, Siluriformes, Bagridae. Gene Ontology annotation, molecular function: protein tyrosine/serine/threonine phosphatase activity; actin binding. Gene Ontology annotation, biological process: actin cytoskeleton organization; protein dephosphorylation; negative regulation of actin filament polymerization. The transcript has 15 exons.